Heterobilharzia americana is the source of this 1215-nucleotide messenger RNA. Lineage: Eukaryota; Metazoa; Platyhelminthes; Trematoda; Strigeidida; Schistosomatidae. The record is from the annotation of a GenBank genome assembly.
AUGUGUGAUUCAAUUUUGCAUCACAAUUGCAAGUUUCAUUUCAGCGAUAAUCACUCUCGUGUCGAAUGGAAGGAAAGCAUUAAAAACAUAUUGGUUGUUCACAAGUUUUGCGAUCUCAAUGUUAUUGAGAGUCUGAAGGCAUUUAUCCACUUUACGUUGAAAAAAUGGGACCUUAAUAUAUAUUUGGAAUCGACUACGCUGAAUGAACUGAAAGAUGACAGCCUUUUCUAUCCUAUUAUCCAACAUUAUGUAAAUUUGGGAAGAGGCGAAUCUUCACAUAAAGUGUCCGAGAAAGAUCUUUGUGAAUUUCACGAUGAUUUGGCAGAAAAUGCUUUUAAAAUCAACCCGAAAAGUUCAAUAGAAAUCUUUGACCACAGUAUACGUAGCAAAAUAGAUUUAAUUGUUUGUCUUGGUGGUGAUGGAACUCUUUUACAAAUUGCAUCAAUGUUCCAGGGAACUACUCCACCUGUAAUUGCGUUUCGUCUGGGAACACUUGGUUUUUUAACACCAUUUCCUUUUAAUACUUUUAGGACGCAAAUGAAAACUGUUCUUGAAGACUCAUCUUAUUGUGUAUUGCGAGCUCGUCUUGCUGCCAAUGUUGCUCAUCAAGGUGUUUCAAGUGUGGAAGGUUGUAAGAGUCGGAAGGAAUCUCAGGAAUCUCGUUUGUCUAUUGAUAUUUCUUCACGUUCCAGCUCACCAGACACUGAAUACCAUUUUCUAAAUGAUUUAGUCAUUGAUCGUGGUUUAUCUCCAUUUCUGUGUGAUCUUCUCAUUAAAGUGAAUGGUCGAGAAGUGACAAUCAUAGAAGGUGAUGGUCUCAUCAUAAGUACUCCAACUGGAAGUACAGCGUAUUCAAUGACUGCUGGUGCCAGUAUGGUACAUCCAUGUGUUCCUGCUCUAGUUCUAACACCAAUCAAUUCUUUAGCUUUAAGUUCACGUGCUAUUGUUCUUCCAACAUCUAUAAAGCUGGAAAUUUCUAUUGCUACCAAGGCUCGUUGUUCAGCUGUACACUUUUCUUUUGAUGGACGUUCACGACAUUCAAAUCUGCUGCAUAAAGGUGAUGUUAUCAUGGUCAGCGCCUCACCGUAUCCCAUUCCGUGCCUCUGCAGUGAAAAUCAGGUUACAGACUGGUUUUGUGGUUUAGCAUACUGUCUUAAUUGGAAUCUACGUCGACGUCAGAAUGCAGUGAUGAAGUGUUGUUCAAUGAACCAAUAA